This is a messenger RNA of Myripristis murdjan (pinecone soldierfish), 891 nucleotides long. RefSeq names its product FXYD domain-containing ion transport regulator 6-like. Gene Ontology annotation, molecular function: sodium channel regulator activity. Lineage: Eukaryota; Metazoa; Chordata; Actinopteri; Holocentriformes; Holocentridae. Gene Ontology annotation, biological process: regulation of sodium ion transmembrane transporter activity. Gene Ontology annotation, cellular component: membrane. The coding region runs from base 343 to 621 and encodes 92 amino acids. The record is from RefSeq and is a predicted model, not a curated record. The transcript has 10 exons.
CUCAGUGGCUGAGCUCUCACACCAUCACCCCACCCCCCUCCUCUCCCUCAUUCCUUAGACAGAUUACCAAAGAAAGACCAAGGAGGAGCGCUGGCUUAAUGCAGCCGAAUGCUCGUGAAGAAUCCCCAUAGAAUGUGCAGCAGUAAUUUAUUUUUCAUUGUUAAAUAGUUUAUACGACUUGUAGCAUAAUCCGGAGGUUAAUAGGCUAGGCCAGUUCAUAUUUGCUUCCUAGGCUGAAGUUACAGCUGGAGAAAAACUUUUUUUGGUAGACAUCAGGAGCUCGGCGCCCCACGCGGAGGAAACAUCAAAACCAGAUUAAAGCUUUGGUAACUACACGGUAAAAUGGAACUUGCCUUGCUGGUGGCCCUCUGCUCCUGGCUAGCUCCUGCACUGGCUUCAGCAGCAGACGAUGCAAAAGAUUAUGACAGUGAUUUCAUUAUGAGCAAUGGAAAAAAUUCACCCGGAGAUUAUGAGUCUCUGAGAAUCGGUGGCCUGGUGUUUGCAGUUGUGCUGUUCCUCAUGGGCAUCGCCCUGAUCGUCAGCAGAAAAUGUACUUGUUCAAAGAGUGACUCAAGGUCCAGGGGUCCUGAUGCAGAAUCAGGAAUUCCCAGAGGCCAGUAGUAGAGCAGUCAGGGAGAGAAGGAUGGAUGUCUGUGAUUCAAGCUCCUGCCAUUAGGUGGCAGCAAACGCCUUGAUCAGAGCUGAGGACAAUCACCAACACAUUUCAAUUUCAUCAUGUUACUGUGCUUUUUGUUAUAUUUUUGCUUCCUUUUUCAGUGUUUUUAUGUAUAGUUAAUGUGUUAUCAGAAAAUCUGCCAAUUUUAUAUGGUACUCGUGAUGUGAUUGUAAUUCUACCCAAUAUUUCGGGACUUUCAAAUAAAUUGAUAAACG